This is a messenger RNA of Staurois parvus, 636 nucleotides long. Lineage: Eukaryota; Metazoa; Chordata; Amphibia; Anura; Ranidae. The record is from the annotation of a GenBank genome assembly.
AUGUUUAUACAUGACAAUCAAUCAAAGACUCUAUCUGUACCUGAUUUAUUUCUGUUAUGUGAUACUAAAGGUGUUUUGAUACACAUUCUUAGGUGGAAUUUUUUGCCUCUAUUCCAGAUAAUUUUCUAUGAGGACAGGAACUUCCAGGGUCGCUCUUAUGAGUGCAGUUCUGAUUGUUCUGAGCUAAACUCUUUUUUUAGCCGCUGCAAUUCCAUCCGUGUGGAAAAUGGAAACUGGAUGCUCUAUGAACACCCCAACUACAGGGGAAACCAAUAUUUCCUGAAAAGGGGAGAGUAUCCUGACUUUUCUCACUGGACAAGUCACAAUGACUCCAUUAGAUCUUGCCGUAUCAUUCCACAGCAUCGAGGUACAUUCAGAAUCAGGGUUUACGAGAAGGAAGAUUUUGGAGGCCAUAUGAUGGAAUUCACAGAAGACUGUCCACAUGUCCAUGAGCAAUUCCACUAUAAUGAAAUUCAGUCCUGCAGCAUUCCUGAAGGACAAUGGAUUUUCUAUGAAGAGCCCAACUACAGAGGACGCCAAUAUUAUCUGAGGCCUGGAGAGUACAGGAGGUGUUCUGAUUGGGGUGCAAGCAAUUCUCGAGUUGGAUCCUUCAGGAGAGUUCUGGAUUUCUUUUGA